AUGACUCAUCCGUUAUCCGAUGCCGCUGUUCCCUUGUAUUUCGCGGACGCGGAUCCGUUUAGUUCCGAAGACGCUGACUUCGCUCAAGCCUUAGAGGACGACCUUUGGAAUGGAGACGAGGGAUCUAAUAGCGAGGAUGAAGACAACGGAGUCGACGGUUGUGGCAAGGAUCCGGGAUUUGAAGACGGAUCGGACGGUGAUGCGGAUGACGCGGACAGAUCUGACGGCGAGGGCGAGAGAGAUUUUCAACGGGGUGAAGGGAAGCGAGGAACCUUGAGGCCCGCGAUUCAUUUCGGGGACCCGCAAUUCACGGGGAGUCUCGGCCUGCUUCCGCCGGAGCUCUACCACCACGUGCUUAAAUUCCUGUCCGCGGAGGACCUCUCGGUGUGUGCGUGUGUGUGUCGCUACCUCCGCACCGCAUCCUCUGAAGAAAACCUCUGGCGCCGAGCAUACUGCAUCCGAUGGGGGCCGCCUCCCCCCCCUCCACCCUCCUCCACCCGCUCUGUUUUGGACGGACGAGGCGGGUCGGGCGGGAUGGGGGGAGGGGGAGGAGGAGGGGAAGGAAGUGGAGGAGGUGGGGGAGGAGCAGGAGGAGGAGGGGCAGCAGGAGCACAAGCACGUAGCCAUUGGAAACGUCUGUAUUUUGAGAGGGACCGGGGCGAAAUGAAGGAGUUUGUAGCGGACUCCCCUCAGGACCUGCGGGGAUUCUAUGCCCAGCUGCAAGCUGCCAAGCGCAACCUGGUGCCGCGGAGGGACCAGGUGUACGAUGAGCUGGUCCACGUCACGUCUGACCUGGCACGAGCUGUCGCGGAGUGGCGCCAGCAGAACAAGCUACCAGAGAGGGUGGAGGAAGCGCAUCGGUGCACUGGGGGCAACUGCACGUUUCACCGCAUUGAGAAUGUUUUCCUGUGCGAGAAGACAGGCAGGGCGCAUGUGUGUGACGACAACUGUGCGGAGCUCCUAGAGGACGCAGAGAGCCAGAUGCUCGUGUGUGCCAUCAGCGGGCGGUGUGUGGACCGCAUGUUGAGCCCUCAAGAGGAGUUCGACCACCAGAGGGCUGCAGAAGAGGCAGCGUCCACAUGCCAGCCAGAGGAGCUACAGGAGCCCUUUAUGGGAGCGGGGAGGUUUGGUGAGUAA
Molecule: messenger RNA, 1137 nt
Organism: Closterium sp. NIES-65
Lineage: Eukaryota; Viridiplantae; Streptophyta; Zygnematophyceae; Desmidiales; Closteriaceae
Source: the annotation of a GenBank genome assembly